ACGUCACGUCCUAAACAUCAACCCACUGAGGGAGCGAUUUGAGCUUCAUGACGCCUGCACUCAACAACGCGCUGAUGCGGGGACUGGUUGAGCGUGAUGACGUCACGAACCCUUCGGCCACGCGCCACGUGGGUAGCACAUGGCGCCCGGGCACAGCUGACGGACAGUGCGGUACAGUGGCCGAGCAUGUGCAGCAUGGAGCGGUGCUCGUGCCUCGGUGGCAAGGGCCAGGGGCUGCGGGCGACGAGAGCGGUCCACCCCGGGCAACUGAUCUACUCCUCGAAGCCCUACGCCUGCGUGGUGGUGAAGGGCAGCCACGACACGGUGUGCGACCACUGCCUGGCGAGGAAAGACGGUCGCUUGUUGCGUUGCUCGCACUGCAAGUUUGCCUACUACUGUGAUGCAUCCUGCCAGAAAGGCGCUUGGACGGAGCACAAAUCUGAAUGCCGCUGCCUCAAGAAAGUCGCUCCAAACAUCCCCACGGACAUGGUGCGCCUGGUGGCACGGAUUCUCUUCAAGCUGGCUCGGCUGAAUUCAAAGCCAUGCCCAUCAGAGGAGUUCUACUCACUGCAGCAACUGCAAUCUCACACUGACCAGAUGAGUGAACAGAUGCGGAACGGCCUGGCACUGCUUGCCAACACCCUGCGAAUGUACCUGGAGGGGGAAGACCUGGACUGGAGCAGCCUGCUUCCUGCCGACAACGUCAUGCAGCUGCUCGGCAAGAUAACCUGCAACAGUUUUUCGGUGUGCGACGGCGAAUUUCAAGAUCUCGGUGUCGCAAUUUACCCGAGUUUGUCUCUGCUGAACCACAGCUGCGACCCGAGCUGCGUGGUCGUCUUUGAGGGCUCGAUGAUGCUUCUGCGAGCAAUGCGGGACAUUCCGGCAGGAGAAGAGCUCUGCAUAAGCUACAUCGACACGCUGUCUCCGAGCCGCACGCGCAGGCAGGAGCUGCUGCGGCGCUACUAUUUCACCUGCCAGUGCAGCCUUUGCGAGCAAGGCCUGGGGGAUACGGACAUGGAGAAUGGUGACAAGGACGUAGUUGAAGCCAUUCGAAGCCUCAUGUUGAAAAUCGAUAAAGCAAACGCUGAUGUCAGUCAGCAGGAGGCUCUGGUGCUGUGCGAGGCCAUGCUGCAGAAGGCAGCAGCUGCGCAGGUCCCCAGCAGCAACGUGCAGUACCUCAAGUUGCUCGACUACGUGUGCAGCGCCUACAUUGACACCCAUCAGUGGAGCAAGGCACUGAGUUCUGCGCGGGAGGCCGUGCCCUUCUACAGGCAAUAUUACCGGCAAGCACAUCCGCAGUUAGCUGUGCAGCUGAUGAAGAUAGGGAAACUGGAAAAUUAUCUCCAUCAGUCGCAGAAUGCAUUCGUCACGUUCAAGGAGGCCUUUCAAAUGAUGUGCAUGACGCACGGCAAGGAGCACUCUCUCUGCCGGCGUCUCGAGCGGCUCCUGAGCGAGUGCGAGCGCUGCCAGCCGCGAGCGAGCGCGGCCCUUUCUUUCAUCGCACCGUGAAGCCGCGACGGUGGGAGGCAAGCGCCGCCGAGGGCCAGGAGUGCUGCCGUAGGAAGCCGAACGGGGGGGGGCGGGAGGGGCGGCACCGCACCCCCGCGCGCUUCGCUCGCCUGCUCUUGCCGCCCCUCGCGAGGGGAAAGGCGACGGGGAGCGGUCUACGGGUGCGGUAGCUCCUUUUAUUCCAUUACGAUUCGCUGGCCUGCGUACGUGUACAAACUGUUGUCGAGAAUUUUAAGACAAUAACUUUAGCCGUGAAGUGUUUCCCCCCCCCCCCCCUCCAAAAUUUUCGUAUCUAUUCAAGCUAUGACGCUGGAAUAAAAGAGAUUUUUUUGCGAGUUGUUUAAGCUCAAACUUAGAACACACGGUGUGCCAAACAUUCGGCCACGGCAGCAUCCGGAACUCGCCGGAUCGUUUCUUCAAAUCGUGUCCACUCGUCAGUAGGAAUUGGGUACAUCACCACAGGCGAACCUGCAGGUCGUGUGUGGUGGGUUAAAGCGAAGGGGUACUCUCACCUCCAAGUCGUCUGGUGAACAUGGAAGAGUAGGCCCGAUAACCUCUUUAAAAGGGCCUCGAGCUCUUCGUAGUGGAAGUUCCUCUGCCAGCAGGUGGCGUAAGCAAAUAAUAUCAGGGCUGCACCUUUAGCUUUGACGUUGGUAAGAAAUAAAUACCUCUUUGCAGAUGCCUCUCAAAAACGACUCUUGGCAGCUGUGGAAAUGACCACCGGUCUGUCCUUUCCGCACAAACUGCCCCCAUUCCAAGUCUGCUGGUCCGCUAGGCUUUCUCAACGUUCCGUUUACAAUGUUUCUGACAACGUGGCUAGACCAAGCGAUGGAAACGUUGCGGGAAAGUUGGAACGCCCACGCCCGAAAAAGCCCGACGGAGCUUUUGGUGAAAGUGUGCGGUGGUCGGCUUCCACGGCCCACGCUGUCGUGCCGUGUGCACGCUUGCUCACGCCCCUGCCGCUGGGAACGCGCGGAGACGCGGCGCCGCGUGGUGGAGAGACGGGGCUGUGGUGUAGCGCCAGGCGUGAUUGAACUCGUCAGGAGUUUAGCCGAUUUUAAACAUUCCUAGGAUUGUUGGGUGUUUGAAAAAAAAAAAAUCUACAGUGCUUCUCUUGGGUGGUUCAUGAUAAAUUUGGCGCGACUUCGUUAAGCCGAGUGGUUACCUGGAGAGGAAAGAAAAAUACAAGAUAAUCCCAAGUACCACAUCCUCUUUUGAGCUGUAAAUUAAUGUGAGCUUGCCACGAAAUUGAGAAUUUUAAUUCCCAGAGAGAGCAAUUAUAUAAAAGACAUGAAAUGUGAAGGUGCAGGCAUGCUCUUGCUUGCUCGUUCCACUGUUGGCGGUGAGGCCUCCACUCGUCAGAGCUCUAGAGAGCCACUCGGAGGGUAGUUUGGCUUGCUCUCCAAGCUGAAUAGAUGUUUUGCAAGAGGUGGGAGUACCCACGAUUUUCCCCACCAAACAUGGCAUGUCGAUCGACAGUUUAAAUGUACCCAUGUAUACUGCUGGGUGGGCAGAAGUGGGGGGGGGGGGGGAGAUUUCAGAGACUUGCCCAUCAUUUAAAAAACGUGUACGCUAUGCAUAGGUCUUGUUUGGUGGGAGAAGUGGUCUGGUGGUGUGGGUCGUACACUGUGCGCAGUGAACCUGGCGACUUGAAUUUGUCUCCUGGCCAUGGCUAACGUCAGUGGUGAGUGAUAUCUGAACCGGUCCUGGGCUCCCUUUCACCAACCCACACUGACCAGUGCGGUGAAGUGUGGUCAAGCUAACCCGCAUGACUGACAACACUGGUGGAUUGAUAAGGCCUCUGUUAUAUAUAUACUUCACGGUGAUCUCGAGGUUUACGUUUUUGAUAUAAAAAAAACACUUACAUUUUGAGAUGGAGCCAAGAAGGGGGCCUUCUUCCAGGGCGAGAGACUUUAUUGGCCUUUCGUGGAAUUUGAAGCAAAGCCGACGGCAACGCCCCUGCACUUUAUUGGGGAGUGCCAAUAGAUUGGAUAUUUUUACUCGGGCGCGAAGCGGGCAGAAGGGCAGUUCGGUGCAGUCGGCGCCAAUAAAGUGCUCUCGCUUUGAUGAGUACAUCAGCGGUGCAUUGUAUAAAAUAGACAUUUAUAUACAGUAAAGCAAGUUUUGGAUGGAUUAGAUGUAUUCGGUGUUAAUAUAAUGGGAUUAAUACGUGAAUGACUUCUUCCUCCGAAGGGAAGGUACAACUUUAGUCCAGCUGACUUGUCAGGGAAUGCACAGUGGAGCACAUUUCUGAA
Molecule: messenger RNA, 3764 nt
Organism: Petromyzon marinus (sea lamprey)
Lineage: Eukaryota; Metazoa; Chordata; Hyperoartia; Petromyzontiformes; Petromyzontidae
Product: histone-lysine N-methyltransferase SMYD3-like
Cellular component (GO): nucleus
Molecular function (GO): protein binding
Source: RefSeq, a predicted model, not a curated record